AUGUUAUUUUUUUUUUCAGGUGUGGACAUUGUAAAAAAGCUUGCACCUGAAUGGAAGAAGGUUGCAAAGAAUUUACAAGGAAAUGUGAAGCUUGGACACGUGAACUGUGAUGACGAAAAGUCUUUAAUGAGCAGGUUUAAGGUACAAGGGUUCCCAACUAUAUUAGUAUUUGGUGCAGAUAAAGGGAGUCCAAUCACAUAUGAAGGAGCAAGAACUGCAUCUGCAAUUGAAUCAUUUUCCCUUGUUCAGCUAGAAACAAAUGUUGCUCAUCCUGAAGUGAACGAGUUGACCAGCUCAGAUGUGAUGGAAGAGAAAUGUGGUUCAGCUGCCAUCUGUUUUGUUUCCUUCCUCCCUGAUAUUUUGGACUCUAAGGCUGAGGGAAGCAAUAUGUAUAUAGAGAUGCUUCUAUCAGUUGCUGAAAAGUUCAAAAGGAGUCCUUACAGGAAACCCUUCAGGCUUCUCCCCUUUGGAGUUCAACCAAAAUUAACAAAUGAUGAGAUGACAAUUCUUAGAAGGGAAUCUAUGUCUUUAAGGGAAGUCAAUCCCAUGGCCUGCAUUCUUCCAAAGCACAAGUUUCUUUGUAUUUUUCCGUAUAGCUUUGUGAUAGUGAGACAAUUUGUUGAUAAAGCGGAAUUUCAAGAUUCUAGUGUUGAAAAGAUACUAAACUUGCUAUUCAACCACUGUGAAAGUGAGGAAGAAGGUGUCUGGAAUGUGGUAGCUGAGUGUCUGGGAAAAAUUGCUCUGAUCAAGCCUUCAAAACUUGUUCCUGCCCUCAAGGAGCGAACAACUAGUCCUACUGCAUUCACCAGGGCAACGGUUGUUGUUGCUGUGAAGUAUUCAAUAGUUGAAAGACCAGAGAAUAUCGAUGCAGUCCUGUACCCGGAAAUUUCCUCCUUUCUUAUGCUUAUCAAGGAUCAGGAUCGGCAUGUUAGGCGUGUAGCUGUUUUGGCUUUGAGUAUAGCUGGCCACAACAAGCCAAAUCUCAUCAAGGGCCUUCUUCCAGAACUCUUGCCACUUCUUUAUGAUCAGACAGUUAUUAAGAUGCAUAAAUUUCGUGCUUACGUAUUGGGAUUUGUUGGUCAUCCUGUUGGUGCCUCACCUGGGCUUACAGGGAUAACAGUUGACAAAUCAGUGGAGUUUUCAUAUGAAGAGCUUUCAAAGGCUACAAAUGAAUUCAGUCUUGCUAAUAAGAUUGGUCAAGGUGGUUUUGGUGUUGUUUAUUAUGCAGAACUCAGAGACGAGGUUUGGAAUAUUAGUUUUAGAUAUAAUUAUAUUAUUUUAUCUGUUAACACAUGUUCAUCAUCUAAACCUGGUGCGUUUUAUAGGAUAUUGUGUGGACGGCUCCUUUUUUUUGGUGUAUGA
This is a messenger RNA of Lactuca virosa, 1362 nucleotides long. The record is from the annotation of a GenBank genome assembly. Lineage: Eukaryota; Viridiplantae; Streptophyta; Magnoliopsida; Asterales; Asteraceae.